UUUGAAAAUUCCGAAUAUUAGACCCAAAGUUCGGAUCUCCAGAGGAUUUGCAUUUCAGGCAACAAUGCAAAAUUUGGUUUCAAUCAUUCAGGAUUUGGGAUUCAAAACCUACAACUCAGUACACAUGAUCCUGGAUAAAAAUUCAUGGUUCAAAAUUUACAAAUUAGGAUCUAAGUGGACUCAAGGCUCAAGAAGAUACGAGAUCCAGAGCGCACGAUUCAAGAUUCAAGGAUUAACGAGUUGAGUCUCAACACCGAUCGGGGCUUCAGUAUUUAAAAUACAUGGCUCAGGAUGUGGGAUUCAAAAUUCCGGAUUGAAGAUCUGUUUUUGUGUGGAUUUAGAAUUCAGAACCCAAGGCUCAGGGAAUUCUGAAUUCGGGGUUUAAGAUGCUGGAUUCAGUUUCCAAAGGCUCAGGGGUCAAGAGGGUUCAAUAUUCAGGAUACAGGAUUCAAGACUUAAGAAGAUUCAGGAAUUACGACCCAUGACCCAUAAUCCUGAUUAUGAAAAUCCUGAACGAAACCAUAUAAUUAUGAUGUAAUCCUGCAUCGUAUCUGAGCCUACAUAAUUAGCAAUUUUAAUUGAUAGUUUAAUGCGGAUUGUGUAAUUAGUGAAAUCAUGCAGGUACCUCCUACGACUAUAAAUAAUUCACGAUAGCGAAGUGUAUUAACUAUCCAGCUUGGUUGAAACAUGCAUAUUGGUCUGUUUUUCUUGGUGGUGGCCAUCUCCCGUGCUGAAAUGGACAAACUGAUUCCAAACCGAGGUCCGAAAGGCUCACAUCAAAAAACGCUACCACUGAUACGUCCAUUAUCCGAAUCGCUCUCGAGCUUCUUCGCACAAAUCACCCACCCGAGUGGUUUCGUUCACCUGUUUUUGCCAGCGAACCUUCUGAAGAAGUUAUACGAGAUGAAAGAUGGAUUGCUGUCUCACGCACAAGACGUUGUAGACGCGAACGGCGCUCUCACCCACUCCUUUCCGUUGUCAGCAACAGAAAUAAAGCAUUAA
Molecule: messenger RNA, 1002 nt
Organism: Photinus pyralis (common eastern firefly)
Lineage: Eukaryota; Metazoa; Arthropoda; Insecta; Coleoptera; Lampyridae
Exons: 3
Coding region: 688-1002 (104 amino acids)
Source: RefSeq, a predicted model, not a curated record